Molecule: messenger RNA, 1869 nt
Organism: Pogona vitticeps (central bearded dragon)
Lineage: Eukaryota; Metazoa; Chordata; Lepidosauria; Squamata; Agamidae
Source: RefSeq, a predicted model, not a curated record
AGCAGCACCCCUGGGGCCCGAGCAAGUGGGGAGUCGUGGCAUUCGGCUGAGAUGGGAAAGCAGGUGGUCGGGAGACUGGUUCCCAAUGAACCUGGCCUGCCGUGUGUGAUUCCAUGCGCUAUGCAGCCCCUUUCAGUUAUUCAGAUGCGCCUCCGCGACCGGCAUCAAAGGCAGGGACACAGGAUGCCGCGCCGCAGCGACAGCUGAGUGGGCAAAGAAGCUCGGUGCCAGCCCAUGGCGACUUCCUGGUGGCGCUGAAGGGAGCGACUCGCAACUGGGGCAGAGGGGGCUUGGUGUGCACGCCUGCCCACACACUUGCUGCCCCCCCCACUUCCUUUGCUGCCCAGCUGGCACCCAGGAGACCCCUUCCCGGGUUUUCCCCAAUAGCCGUGAUCGCAAGACUUCCGGCAGGUCCGGAGAUGCCAGCCAAGACCCCCAUCUAUCUGAAGACCUCGACCCCCAAGCGGGGCCGGAAGCUGCGCCUGCGGGACGUGCUGUCGAGCGACAUGAUCAGCCCUCCGCUGGGGGACUUCCGGCACAGCGCCCACAUCGGCCUGGAUGGGGAGGGCGACAUGUUUGGGGAGCUCUCCUUCCUGCAAGGCAGGUACGACGUCCUGCCUCGCUUGUCCGGCCGAGGUGGCCCGUCGGGGUCGGUGGAAGCCUCGUUCGGCCACGGUCCGCCUGGGGCCGGCUACCGCACCCUGCUCAAGAGUGCCGUCUCUCUGCCCGUGUUCGGCGGGGGCCAGGGCCACGAGCAGGCCCCGCCGAAGCCCCCCCGCCUGCACUUGGAGGAGAGGCCCAGGAGUGGGGGGCAGCCACCGCCCCUGCCGCAGCAGCGCUCGAUGUCCAUCAGCUGUGCGGAAGGCUGCUUCCCUAGCGGGGCCGGGGGUCUCUCUUUCUCGGCCACGGCACGCUACGAUCCGCUGCCCUCCUCCAUCUCCUUCUCCUCGGCCGCUCUGCCCGAGGGUAGUUUUGUGGGAGGCGACGACAGCAGUUUCUGCGACGACAGCCAGUGCACGUCAGACCUGUCUCGAUCGGAGUCCUUGCUCCGGCUGGACCUUGAUCUGGGCCCUUCCAUUUUGGACGAUGUCCUGCGCAUCAUGGAGGAGUACCAGCGGCCCACCCCCAAAGCCCUGUAGCGAUGACCGGGCCACCAUCUCUCCCUCUUGGCUGGCCCUGUCCGUAGGGCUGUGGCCCCAUGGGGAGAAACGCCAGCGGUGGCCGGAAUGGGGCUGGGGCCGAGGAAGCCCCAGGGAGAAGUAGUUUGGGGGGAUGGAAGGAUUCUGAGCAAACUGCCGGAAGAAGUCAUGGCCUGGGGUCAACUCUUGGCCCCCCAGGAAUGGGCUUGGAGGUUUCAAUAGACCUGCUCUGGCCCCCAUCCCAGGUCCUCCCCAGUCAGAGCGUGCAUGGGAGCUGGCCUGCUGCUUCCUCCAAACGGGGCUCCUUUGAAAGGCCCGGUCUGAAUUGCUCCAGUCGAGGAGUCGGAAGAGAGAGGAGCCCUGUGGCCACGUCAGGCCAGGGCCAGUUGGAUCCCUCUCCCGCUUGGGGAAUCCGUGGGCUGCCCAGGGCACCCCACCCCUGCCCGGGGUCUGGCCGACAGAGAGAUUUAGUCCCCUGGUGACGGUGAAUGUGCCACCCGGCCAGCCACGGCAACUCUCCCCUGCGAGAGUGAUCUCUCCAACUCCUCCUCUGCAGGUCUGUAUCUGAAAGACAUCUAAGCAGCAGCGGGACAAAAGGACGUUCCGAGACAGGAAAUUCCAUCCUAGUGUAAAGCUUCUAGCUUUUCUGUGGCUGUCAUCCUCACUGGACGGCCCUUAAAAGGAAGGGCAAAGGAUCCUUUGCUUCCCCCCCCACACACACACACACACA